UCUGAGAUUAAAUUAGGUCAGAGUUAACAGAUAUGUCCUGUUAUCGUCAUAAAUUGUAUGUGUUAUUUAAGUUAAUCUAGCAAGUAAAAUAUGCUAUAACUGAUCUGAAUUAUUCAUACAUCCGUGCUACAGAAUUCAAGAAUGAAUAUUUCAUCUGAUAACGUUUACAGUCACAACAAAGAAGAAAAAUCAGAAGAUAUAACCGAUGUAAUUGGACAUUGGGGUAAAUGGCAGUUAAUAUUGAUGAUAUCUGUUGUAUACAUAAACAUACCUGCCGCGUGGUAUAAUUUAGGAAUGGCUUUCUUGGCACCGAAUGUCGAUCAUUGGUGUGCAAAACCACCGGAAUUUUCCAAUAUGUCAACGGAUGAAUGGAAAAAUUAUAGCAUUCCCAUAGUAAUAAACAACAAUAAACAAUCUUACAGCAAGUGUGAAAUGUAUAGUUCCAUAGAGAAAGAAAAUAGAACUCGGAUACCGUGCAAAUCAUGGGAUUACGAUCAUUCAUUUUACAGAUCCACCAUAGUCGAAAAAUGGGAUUUAGUAUGUGAGAAAUCUUGGUUAUCAUCUUUAGCUCAAUCCUUUUAUUUUUUUGGAUUUUUAGUAACUGUGUUUGUUGGAGGGCAGUUAUCUGAUAAAUUUGGAAGGAAACCCAUCCUUUAUUUAUGUAUAAUAUGGACAUUUGUCUUUGGUGUGAUAUGUACAUUUUCUGAAAAUUUCUGGUUAUUUGCAAUAUGUCGAUUUUUUCUUGCACUUGGAAGAGCAUCGACAUUUUUAAUUGUAUACGUCCUUUUAAUGGAAGUUGUUGGUAAAGAAUAUAGAGUUAUCGUUGGAUUAUUUGAUAAAUUAGGAUGGGCAGUAGGACAAAUGAUUCUUCCGGGUCUUGUUUGGCUUCUUAGAGAUUGGUUUUAUCAAGAAUUGGUAUCGUUUUUACCAUAUAUCAUUAUUCUCCCUUUAUGGUGGAUCACCCCAGAAUCCCCAAGAUGGCUUUUAUCUAAAGGAAGAGUUGAUGAAGCGGAAAAAAUUGUUAAAAAAGCAAUUAAAACAAAUAAGCGAAAUAUCGAAAAUCUAAAUGAAAAAUUAAAAUCUAUAUCUGAAAAAAUUGUGAAAGAAAGUGAAGGGAAGGAUAAUAAACAGGUAACAUUUCUGGAUGUAAUGAAAUGUCCUAAUUUACGAAGACUUACUUUAAUUUUAUACAUAGUUUGGAUAUCGAACGUAUUAGCCUAUUAUGGAUUAUCUUUCUCAGCUGAUGAUAUUGGAGUAAAUAUUUUGUUGUUCUUCUUUCUCUCUGCCUUAGUAGAAAUACCGGCAGGAUUCUUCUAUUUUUUCAUUCAGAGAUUCAUUGGUAGAAGAUACACACAAAUUGCUUCUAUGUUAGUAACUGGAUUGACAUGCCUUAUUGCUAUUGCUAUCCCCGAAGACAUUCCUAUCGCUAUCACUGCUUUGGCAGUAAUUUCGAAGUUUGGCUUAUCUGUAUCCUUCACAUCUAUGUAUUUAUUAUCUUCGGAAAUCUACCCCACUGUCGUUCGUAAUGUGGGAUUAGGAUCGUGUUCCAUGAUGGGAAGAGUAGGAGCUGUAAUUGCUCCCUUCAUGAAAGAAGCGGGAAAUGAUGUGCAUAGAGCUUUACCAUUAGGAUUAUUUGGUUCGAUAUCUCUUAUUGGAGCUGCUUUGGUAUUAUUCUUACCAGAAACUAAAGAUUCGGAAUUAACAGAUACAUUGGCGCAAGGAGAAGUUAUAGGAAGCCACACACGUCACAUCUUACGAAGAAAAUCGGAAAAUGAAGUACAAAUUGAAUUAAAACGCAAUAAAGAAUAGUUAUUUAAUAUUCUAUAAAUAUUUUAAUAAUCAACUUUUAUAUUAUUUUAUUAAAGAAUUAAAUAAA
This is a messenger RNA of Centruroides sculpturatus (bark scorpion), 1876 nucleotides long. RefSeq names its product organic cation transporter protein-like. Bases 142 to 1809 code for a protein of 555 amino acids. The record is from RefSeq and is a predicted model, not a curated record. The transcript has 11 exons. Gene Ontology annotation, cellular component: membrane. Lineage: Eukaryota; Metazoa; Arthropoda; Arachnida; Scorpiones; Buthidae. Gene Ontology annotation, biological process: transmembrane transport. Gene Ontology annotation, molecular function: transmembrane transporter activity.